AUGUCGUCCCCAUUCUCGAUCAACGGAGGGGCCUGUGUCGCCAUGACAGGUAAAGACUGCGUAGCCAUAGCUUGCGAUCUCCGACUCGGAAUGCAAGCCCUCACCAUUUCCAACAACUUCCCCAAGAUAUUCUCCUACGGCGAUGUCUACCUCGGUCUCACAGGUCUAGCUACUGACGUCUCCACCGUCUCCGACCUCUUCAGGUACAAAGUAAAUAUGUACAGACUUCGAGAAGAGAGAAAUAUAUCGCCGCAGACGAUGGCGCAGCUUGUGAGCACGAGUCUUUACGAGAAGAGAUUUGGGCCGUACUUCGUCAGUCCGGUUGUUGGGGGGAUCAAUCACACCACAGGCAAGCCGUUCAUCUGUGGCUUUGACAGCAUAGGGUGUAUAGAUUAUGCGAAGGAUUUUAUCGUUUCUGGGACGGCUAGUGACCAAUUGUUCGGAACGUGUGAGGGUCUCUGGGAGCCAGAUCUGGGACCAGAGGACCUUUUCGAGACUGUGUCGCAAGCGCUGUUGAAUGCAGUAGAUCGAGACGCGUUAUCCGGCUGGGGUGCACAUGUCUACAUAAUAGAGAAGGAUAAGGUGACGAAACGAUUAUUGAAAGGAAGGCAAGACUGA
Molecule: messenger RNA, 618 nt
Organism: Bacidia gigantensis
Lineage: Eukaryota; Fungi; Ascomycota; Lecanoromycetes; Lecanorales; Ramalinaceae
Gene: PUP3
Product: proteasome core particle subunit beta 3
Exons: 4
Coding region: 1-618 (205 amino acids)
Biological process (GO): proteasome-mediated ubiquitin-dependent protein catabolic process
Cellular component (GO): proteasome core complex, beta-subunit complex; proteasome core complex
Source: RefSeq, a predicted model, not a curated record